GGCGGUGAGAGAGCAGACGCAGCGAGGGAGACCGCGCGGAGCGCAGGGCAGCUCCCGGGGCAACGCAGCAUCCCUGGCAGCGCUUAGCUGCGGGCUGGUUGAACACCGCUUCGGGCGACUUUGCAUGCGCGUGCGAAACCUUAGCUGGCCUCUGAUCUCCAGGGUCCGGUCUGGGGGCGGUUCCUGAUCUCCCAUAUUAGUGCCCGCCAACUUUGAAAAGGAGGACUUGAGUCCCGCAGAGGUUGAGACCUAAGAGGUAGAGAAGAAAGAGAGGAGAGAAAACGCAACUGAGGCCGAAGGCGAACGAACUCAUGUGGACCUCCUGAGCAGUUAAGAGGAGGACUGGACCUCUGAGAGCCGAGGCAGGACCUCGGAGGAGGUGUGGGCAAGGAGCAACGGAAGCGGUGCGGCCCGUGGGGCUGGGUCUGCUUGCACCUCGGGUCACGCCUCCUUGGCGAGAAGGCGCCUCGCCUUUGAUUGCUUCCAGUUACUGCAGAACUUCCUGCCCUGGCGGAGAAGCGGGUCUUGCUUGGGUCGCGCUUACUCCGGGUCUGAGACUGAGACUGAGUUCACACGGUGCUGGGCCCCCAAAGCCAAGUGGGGUUGGGGGAACAGAGUCUGCGAGUCCCGGCGCCCCGAGUGCAGGGCCCCGUGUUGGGGUCCUCCUUCCCAUUUGUAUCCGCAUCCUUGCGGGCUUUGCGCCUCCCCGGGGGAUCCCUCGCCGGGAGAUGGCCGCAUUGAUGCGGGGCAAGGACUCCUCCCGCUGCCUGCUCCUACUGGCCGCGGUGCUGAUGGUGGAGAGCUCACAGUUCGGCAGCUCACGGGCCAAACUCAACUCCAUCAAGUCCUCUCUGGGCGGGGAGACGCCUGCCCAGGCCGCCAAUCGAUCUGCGGGCACUUACCAAGGACUGGCUUUCGGCGGCAGUAAGAAGGGCAAAAACCUGGGGCAGGCCUACCCCUGUAGCAGUGAUAAGGAAUGUGAAGUCGGGAGGUACUGCCACAGUCCUCACCAAGGAUCGUCGGCCUGCACGGUGUGUCGAAGGAAAAAGAAGCGCUGCCAUAGAGAUGGCAUGUGUUGUCCUGGUACCCGCUGCAAUAAUGGCAUCUGCAUCCCAGUCACCGAGAGCAUCUUAACCCCUCAUAUCCCAGCUCUGGACAGCACUCGGCACAGAGAUCGCAACCACGGCCAUCACUCAAACCACGACCUGGGAUGGCAGAACCUGGGAAGACCUCACACUAAGCUGUCACAUAUAAAAGGACAUGAAGGAGAUCCCUGUCUACGAUCAUUAGACUGCAUUGAAGGGUUUUGCUGUGCUCGUCACUUCUGGACCAAAAUCUGCAAACCAGUGCUCCAUCAGGGGGAAGUCUGUACCAAGCAGCGCAAGAAGGGCUCACAUGGGCUGGAAAUCUUCCAGCGGUGUGACUGCGCAAAAGGCCUAUCUUGUAAAGUAUGGAAAGAUGCCACCUACUCCUCCAAAGCCAGACUCCACGUCUGUCAGAAAAUAUGACCACCUCUGAGGACAAGCAUCAGGAGCAGACUGUGAAUCCAUGUAUUUAAUGCAUUAUAGCAUGGUGGAGAGUAGGAUUUGGAUUUCAGAAGACGGGGUAAAAUGAGGAAUAUGAUAAGAACAUAGAUCAAAGAAAAAGGAAAUGGAAGAUCAGAAAGGGUGACAAGUGUGGUUAGUGUGUUUUCCAUCAUGCAACUUUUUUAUGUAAAUAAUGUACACAUUUGUGAAGAUGCCAUGACUAAAAAAAUAAAUAAAAGGCACACAGAGGGAUUACUGAUGAAUACCAUGUGACUUUCCAGGAGUUUAGGUUGUGCUGGAGGAUUUCUUUCACAGUGGUGAUUGCCUAUAAAAAAUAACCAUAAAGCCUUAUUUCUAUUUAAACAAAGUAUUCCCCAUAUACCCUGGCAUACAGCAGGCUCUAAAACGUGAAAAGAGGAAUCGUGUGAUGGGAAAUAAAAGCGUGGAGCACAGAGAAUCUGCAACAUAGACUCACCUUUUAAUUUGGAACACUACUUCUUACUGCUCAAUUAAAGACCUUGGUAGGAAAAAAGGAGUCAAUAUUUUCCAAAUAAUUUCAAAAUAAUCACAGGUCUUUAAUCCUUCAGGAAAAAAAAAUCUUUGUUUUUCCUUAAGCUGCUUAUUCAUAUUUUUGAAAAGUUUAAUUUCAGCUACAAUUAAUAAGAACCAGUAGAAUAAGACCAAAAUAAUCCAUUCAGAUUUCUAGAGGAUAUAAAUUGCAUCUCUUGAUUGUGCAUUAUUCCUACUCAUUUCAUUCUCCAAAUUACACUCAUUGUGAAUAACACAGAGCAGAAUUUUCAGGUUGUAAAAAUUUUAAGAUGCCCAAAGUAAAAGUUACUAGAUCAUAUUAUUCAAAGCUUUGGCAUUCCCUAUGUUAGAUAGAACUAGACAUUUACUCUUCACAUACUCUGCCGUAUAGUAAAAUUGAUAAAAGAAACGAGAUAUAUCUGUUCUGCACUGAAGCACAGCAAGGAAAUGGGGAAAACUUUGUCAACUGUCCAGUUUUGGCAACACAUGGAUCAUGUGUUUGAAGCACAAUCUGACUUUUCAUAUGUGAGGCCCAAGGCUGCACAACAUACAUGGAAAUUGUCCAUGGGAUUUGCUAUCAUAAUAUUUACUACGCAGAUAAGUUCAGUGUGAGGUAACUACUUGACCGCAAAAUAUUUCUUUUAUAUUUCUGAGGUCAUAAAAUCACCUUAUUUUGAAGAGGUCUCAUUAAAUGGACUCCAAGACAGUUAGGAUAGUAAGGUUCCAUUGCUCUUGGUAAGCUGCUUUCUAACUGGCUAACGGCACCAUCUGACUUUUUUCAGCAUCAACUCUUUCUGCAACAGCUGUGUUUUUUUGUUUUUUGUUUUUGCCAAAGAUACAGUUUCUGUCUUCUACAGCCACUGAGAUUAAAAAUUAUAAAUGGAGUAACUUGUAAAAUCUACAUUUUGCUAAUCUAUAGAAACCACAGGUUCUAAAUUUUUACAUCCAUUUUAUUACUUUUUACUCUAUUCAGAUCUAAAUAUUAUGUCUAGAGAUUAAAGCCAAAAAGUUAUCUUAUACUUUUUACUUUGGACCUUUUCUUUUAUAGACUAUAAAUCACUCCCUAGUUUUCAUUUACUUAAAGCUCAUUUGCAGUCUCAAAUUCAAGUUCUCCCAAUAGAAACUGAACCUGAGCCUGCAUGUCUAUUAAGAAUUUCACCUUCCCACAUAGAUUCACUAAUAUGAUUAAGAUUUGCAUUUUCCCCCCACAUGUCUGUUAAAACAAAAAUUAAGAACCAAAGUCUGUACAAACAGGUUUCUAUAAGCUUAGCAACGUGAAAAUGGAACAUUUCAGGGAAACAUUUCCUAUACAACAAUUACAAUUAAAAUCUGGUUUCUGCAUUAUUUCCCUUAUGUACAUCCCUUCAAAAAUUAUUAUUUGAAGUAAUUUAUUUACAGGAAAUGUUAAUGAGAUGUAUUUUCUUAUAGAGAUAUUUCUUACAGAAAGCUUUGUAGCAGAAUAUAUUUGCAGCUAUUGACAUUGUAAUUUAGGGGAAAUGUAUAAUAAGAUAAAAUAUAUUAAAUUUUUUGCCUUCAAAAAUGGAA
This is a messenger RNA of Bubalus bubalis (water buffalo), 3599 nucleotides long. It is a transcript of the gene DKK2, whose product is annotated as dickkopf WNT signaling pathway inhibitor 2. NCBI's taxonomy places the organism in Eukaryota, Metazoa, Chordata, Mammalia, Artiodactyla, Bovidae. Gene Ontology annotation, cellular component: extracellular region. The record is from RefSeq and is a predicted model, not a curated record. Bases 729 to 1508 code for a protein of 259 amino acids. The transcript is spliced from 4 exons. Gene Ontology annotation, molecular function: receptor antagonist activity; co-receptor binding. Gene Ontology annotation, biological process: negative regulation of canonical Wnt signaling pathway; multicellular organism development.